This is a messenger RNA of Ceratitis capitata (Mediterranean fruit fly), 1904 nucleotides long. Its product is annotated as post-GPI attachment to proteins factor 2-like. The record is from RefSeq and is a predicted model, not a curated record. The transcript is spliced from 5 exons. The coding region runs from base 740 to 1852 and encodes 370 amino acids. NCBI's taxonomy places the organism in Eukaryota, Metazoa, Arthropoda, Insecta, Diptera, Tephritidae. Gene Ontology annotation, cellular component: Golgi membrane; endoplasmic reticulum membrane. Gene Ontology annotation, biological process: GPI anchor biosynthetic process.
CGCCACUCACAUGUCAAAUCAAAUAUGGCGAAUCAAGUGGAAAAGGAAAAUCCAUAGUGACAUAACAGCAGCAUAUCCUCAAAGCAACACUGCUUCCGUGUAUUGUGUAAGACUGAAGCGGAAAGUGAUUGGUUGUAAGGAAAAAUCGAAUUUGCAAAAAAAAAAAAAUAUUAAGGAAAAUUAACCAAAUAUAAUAUAUUAAAUAAAACAAUUACAAUGCCGUUAGGUAGAGAAAGAAGUUAAUCCUUAAAAUUGAGAGUGCAACCAACAACUAGCCUAUGAAAUAGUCUAUACAUAUUUAAAUAAAUAAAAUAUAUGUACACCUAUGUAUGGCAUAUCUGUACAAACAGUUUUACACCACCCACGCAUAGAGUUGAAAAAGCGACAAAGCAGCGACUACACAGCUUUUAGCUUGACUUUGUGCGAACGUAUUUUAUUUUCGCGAAAAAAUCAAUAUUUAUUGAAUUUAUUUACGUGAAUUAUAAAUAAAAAUGCCAAACAUGUGGAAUGUGCAGAAUAAAGUGAGAAUUUAGCACAAGGCUACUUGAAACAGACUCUAAUCGAUUUAAGGAAUAAAAAGCUUUACACCACUAUCACGGUUAAGCGUUUAGUGUCGCUUAGUAAAGUUGUGCAGUAUUAUUUAUUAAUUUGUAAAUACGUACAUACAUACAUACAUACAUAAUUUGGUGUGUGUGCUUCGUUUUUCUUUGCGUUUCGAGGAGAGAUCGAUCAUUUUACAAUGUCGUAUGCGGUGCGCGCUGAAGUUGAGUCCAGUAAGGACUUACAAGAUUUAAGUGAUAAAACUGAUGGUGCUGGCGAUAGUACCGGUGCAAUCUUGCGUAAUACAAAGCAAUUAACGGCAACAUUAUCGCUGUCGCAGCAAGCGAACGAGCAAUUAAAGGAUGAGCAGCUGUAUUGCGCAACAGGCGCUAAAUUACCAACAACAUCGACCCUAGCCGACUCUGCCGCUGCCGCUGCCGCUGCCACUGCAGUCACAAAUACUAUGUCUUCGUUGCCAUCGACACCAUCAACGUCGUCCACGUCGGCAGCGCUACCGAUAGCCGUUUACUACUUGGCCAGCUUCCAUCAGAUUUGUGUGGUGACUGCACUGCUUCCAUUGGUGACAUUAUUCAUCUGUUUCGUCACCGCGUACGUCUUCCAAUAUGAUGAUGUGCACGAAACGCAUUGCCGUGUCUACAACAUUGUACCAUCGAUAAGUGCCAUUACCGGCGUGAGUCCACAACGCUACUUCUGGCGCCUGAGUAUUGCCUUACACAUUGGACCCCGCUUGCCCAUCGCCUUUGUGUAUAAGAAUUUUUACCGCAGCAUGUUGAGCAAUCUGCAGCAGCGCCAACCGCACCUGGUGCCGAAGGCGGAUUUAAUGAUAAAAUUAAUUUUAGUUUUGAAUUUGAUCGAAGUAUCAUCGUUGGGCGGUGUGACCUACAUUUCGAAUAGGGAGAAUUAUCCAAUACACGAGAAAAUCUUCAUCACCUUCAUGGUUUGUUCACUCUGCUACAUGUUGGCCACGAUCAAACUGCAUGAAAUACUCUUCGAGGAUGAAAGCAAACUGUUGCCCAUGCAACGUGAGUCUAUCAAAUGGAAGAGAAUACUCUUCAUCACGUCCAUACUUAGCACCGUCGGUUUGUUGGUCUUCUUUGCCAAACAUCGAUUUUACUGUCAUGAUUUGGCCUUCAGUUGGUUCGCCUUCUUCGAAUAUGUGAUCGCCAUUGCGAAUAUGCUUUUCCAUUUCACAAUUAUUUGGGAUUUCCCAUCACAAUUUAUGCUAAUUGUGCAGGGGCCAAAGGAGAAAAUCGAAGAUAUCUUCAAGCGUGCAAUAGCGAAGUGCGAUUAAAAUGAGUGGGUGGAGAAAACAAAAAAAAAAAAAACAAAAGAAAAAAUAUGAU